AUGCUCAAGAAAUGUGAUGGUUCAACGUGUACGUCUACGUUAUCGUCAAUGCCGGGAUUCAGUCCGUCAAGGACUUCAACUAUCAAAAUUGGUAAACAUCAGCAUCGUGCUACCACCACAGCGAACACUGUCACUAAGAGGAGUGGUUGUGAUUUCUACGUUGCAAACCAGUUUUUGACGGCCAAAUCAGUGGGUCAACAAGUUAAGGAAUUACGACCAAGACCGAUCUAUGACGUAUUUUUGGGUGGCAGCUGUGGCAAUACUGUAAUACCUUACUUGGAAAAACGCGCUAUCAGCUAUUACGACCCUCAGAGAAGUAUUUGGAAUGAACAUAUGAUUAACGAAGAAAGCGUUGCCAAAGAGAAUUCAAAUCUGUUUCUUUUUGUGCUUGAUCCAGCAACUGUUAAUGCAACAUCAUUUCUGGAAAUUGCCCAUUUUGUUGUCCGAAAGGCACCCAAGCUGGUGGUUGUUUUCUUGCGGCAAGCAGAAUGGAAAGAACGAGCACAUCCUGAGGAUUUACCUGAUAGGCAACGUACAUGUGAUCUUCUUGAUGAUAUACUAGCAACACACGAUGUUCCUGUCUUACAAUCCAUUCAGGAUGCUCUUCGUUACAUUGAUGAAAUUAUAAUUGGGGAAAAGAGCUGGUCCGAAGCAAUGUCUAAUCCGUUUCAAAGGCUUCCGUAUAUGCUUCUCCGAGGGAGGCGUACAUAUCGGCAAUCAGUACAUCACAUACAAAGUACAUUACGAAAUGUUAAAAAUGGUGUAACAAAGUGGAGGGGAUGCAAAUUUCUCUUACUAGGUUUGAAGCAGAAAAGGAAUCGAACUUUGAUUUUCCUGGCAAAAGCUAUCAUCUUGUCUACGGUGCUAAGCCGCUUUGCUGCACGACGUCGUGCUAAAUUAGUAAAUGCAGCAGCAGUAUCACUACCAAUACCCGGUCAUGCCGUUGUGCCUUGCAAUAUCGUUGCUCAGCAAGUUCCGCUCAGUUAUUGUUAUCAAUCGAUAAAUCGCAGUAUGGAAGCAGCUGCAACCUCACUUUCUUCACGUUUAUUGAAAAAGCGGUCGUAUAAUAGUAGCAUUAGUGUUGCAAAUCCACUGAGAUGGACGAAUGCGAAUGGAUAUGAUAUUUUUCUUGGAUGCAGUUCGAGAAAUCGUAUUGAUCUUGCUUGGAUUAAUCACCGUGCUGCACCGCAAUUACACUCAGUGGGUUUCAUGGUAAUACAGCGCGCUUUGUUGAAAUUAGAGUUAAUGGUGGAAAAGCAUAGAAGAUUGAAUACUUUACACAUGACGAGGCACAUACUUUAUCAUAUACCAUCUUGUGAGACUAUGCUUUCAGGCAUGGUUGAGAUAGCCUAUUUUCUUGGUCAUCCAACAAUGGAGUUGACGAUUUGUGUGCCAAAACGUGCUAAAAUGUUUGUUUCUGCACCAAAUGAUGAUGAUGAAUUAACGAAGUAUAUUGAAAGGCGUAAUGAAUCAUAUCGUAUGGCAUUUUGCUAUCUCAGGGAUAUGGCUGAGAGAAAACGUUGUGAAGUUCGAUUUGUUUUUCCCGUUUCUUUUUCAAAGAUUUAA
Messenger RNA from Acanthocheilonema viteae, 1566 nucleotides. The record is from the annotation of a GenBank genome assembly. NCBI's taxonomy places the organism in Eukaryota, Metazoa, Nematoda, Chromadorea, Rhabditida, Onchocercidae.